AUGGAAGGAGACGGCAACGCUAGGUCGAGAGCGACACUGGCUUGGGAUCUCGGGGUGCAGUGGGCGCCCGCCGCCUCGGCUGCUUACCCGCAGCAUUUCCUGCCGCCGCCGGGGGUGGCUAGCCAGCAGCAGCACAUGCAGCAGGAGCUCACUAGCCUCAAGCUGGGGAAGCGCCCGUCCAACCUGGCCGGGGGCCAGGUGACUCAGAUGGACGGGAGCGGAGUCGGCGGCGGGCGUGCCGUGGUGGAGGGCAAGAGGAAGGAGAAGGCGGCGGGGGCGACGGCAACGGCGGCCAUGCCGAGGUGCCAGGUGGAAGGGUGCCACAUGGUGCUGGCGGGGGCCAAGGAGUACCACCGGCGGCACAAGGUGUGCGAGGCGCACUCCAAGGCGCCCAGGGUCAUCGUGCACGGCGCCGAGCAGCGCUUCUGCCAGCAAUGCAGCCGCUUCCACGCGAUGGCGGAGUUCGACGACGCCAAGCGGAGCUGCCGGCGGCGGCUUGCCGGCCACAACGAGCGGCGCCGGAAGAGCAACGCCAGCGACGCCAUGGCCAGGGGCUCUGCGCACGCACACGGGGUGGCGUCGUUGGUGCACGGUUUCGUGCCGUACGGCGACCUGCCGACGUCCCCGGCUGGUGCUCUCUCUCUUCUGUCAUCGGCCAGAGCCGCCCCCUGGCUAGUCCCGACGACGCCCGGCGACGUAUUCUCCGCCCGCUCCAGCAGCGCCGCGCUGGACGAGCUCAUCGCCGAGAACCGCGCGGCGCUCCUGGCGUGCCACUUCUUCCCCCAGCGCUCGGCUGGCCGGCCGGCCGCGGCAGAGAUGGCGCCGGCCUGGCACCAAGCGCACCAGCAGGCCCCGCCAGGCCACGCGGUGGUGGGCAAUGGUGCCGGCCGAGACCACGGAGCUCCUCCUCCUCCAGCGGGGCACGUCACGCUCGACCUCAUGCAGGCGCCCGCCACGGCGGGCUUGCCCUUCCGGCCCAUGGCGCAGGGCAGGCCAGCCGAGGACGGCGACGCGGGCCGUGGCUCGGGCGUGUGGACGCCUCUGCAGGGUGCCCACGCCGUCUGA
This is a messenger RNA of Triticum turgidum subsp. durum (durum wheat), 1065 nucleotides long. Lineage: Eukaryota; Viridiplantae; Streptophyta; Magnoliopsida; Poales; Poaceae. The record is from the annotation of a GenBank genome assembly.